AAUCGCAGAUUCGUUUGAAAGUUUAUAUAACCUAAAUUGUUGUAAUUUUAUCUGUUCAUUAUCAAACAAAACUGAUUGAAAUUCGAUUUUUGUAUUUUGUUAAGGUUUCUUUAAUCUAGAAAACUACGAUAGGCCUACUCCACUCGUAUGAUGAAGAUUACAGAAAACAAAACAGCUGAUCUCAUUGUAGAUUGUGGCGAGUUACAUACCCUUGUUAGAUCAACUCUUCUAUUGUGAGUCUCGUUUAGUUAAAAAUCUGAUGCAAGCGGAAUCACCGAGUUUUUAUCGGAUUUCCUAGAAUAUUGUCGCCAGUAUUUCCAAUCUAUAAUAGAAAAUCACCUCAGAGUUUCUGUAUUUAUUUGCCAAGUGAAAAAACAAAUUUUCAAUCAUGGACGAGGAUGAAAUGAAGCCCUUUGACUCCAGUAUGAAGAAGAAGAAGAAAAAAAAGAAGACUCCCUUCGAUCCAGAUUCAGUUAUGGGUGGGGAUGUUGUUGAUGCAGAACCCGCGACAGAUGGCGCCCCUUCAGCACAGGCCGAGUCCUCCACACCACAAGAAGAACAACCAGACAAGAUAGAUGAUGAUUUCUCACUGGAAUUUGGAGGAUUAAAAAAGAAGAAGAAAAAGAAGAAGCCAACAGAUGAAAAUACUGAACCAUCAGCCGAAACAGAAACCACUAGCAGCUCACAACCAGAUGUAGUGGAUGAUUUCGAUGACUUUUCAUUAGAUUUGGAUUCUAAAAAGAAAAAGAAAAAAUCAGGAAAAAAAGUUGUUUUUGAUGAUGAAGAAGAUGAGUUGAAUAAAAAGAAGUCAGAAGAAGAUGGAGAAAGUAAAUCAUGGAGUGGAACAGAUCGAGAUUAUACCUAUGAUGAGUUACUACAGAGAGUGUUUGACAUCAUGAGAGAAAAGAAUCCAGAGAUGAUAUCAGGAGAAAAAAAGAAAUUUGUCAUGAGACCACCACAAGUUUUACGAGUUGGUACACGAAAAUCUUCUUUCGCUAAUUUUACAGAUAUUUGUAGAUUAUUACAUAGACAACCAAAACAUGUUUUAGCAUUUUUACUAGCAGAAUUGGGUACAAGUGGAUCUGUAGAUGGAAAUAAUCAGUUGAUUAUAAGAGGAAAAUACAACCAGAAACAGAUUGAAAAUGUUUUAAGGAGAUAUAUCAAAGAGUAUGUUACGUGUCAUACCUGUCGGUCUCCCGAUACGUUACUUCAGAAAGAUACGAGGUUAUACUUCUUACAGUGUGAAACGUGUGGCUCUCGAUGUUCCGUCGCCAGCAUCAAAUCAGGUUUCGUUGCCGUGACAGGGAAACGUGCAGCUAUUCGUGCAAAGACUACAUAAACUCUCUUCUCAUUGGGUGUAUGAAUACAUGUAUUAUUAUUGUGAUUGUUACAAACUCUUCUAUUGGUCAGUAAGGAUUGUUACAAGACGUCUGAUUGGAUGUGCUAUAUUACCCAAAUUUAUGACUCAAAAUUUUGAAUCGUUACUAAUUUCACACUUGAUUGGACCAGUCUCGUAAUUAGUCCUAAUUUAAUAUAUUUGAAAUUACAAGGUGUCAAUCUAUUUAACAACCAAUACUGAUUAACAAGUAUUUGAUUUCAGCCUAGAAAAGGGAUACAGGAAUCUGUGAAGAGUUCUUUCAGAUGUGUAAACUAUAAAUAAGGGGUCUGUACUCUCUGUCGCUUAUUGUUUCAUGAUUUGUAUUUUGGUGUCAAAAUUGACAUAGGCCUUAUUUUUAGCAUCAAUUCACAGUUGUUGAUCAAUUUUGACUGCAAGAAAUUUUUUACAUUUGUGGAUUUUGGCGCUGUUAACUGAUAUUGGAAAUAAAUGCAGUAAGAUGAAAAUAAAAGACAAAUUUCAAACAGAUCCUUAUUUCUUUUGUUAAGAGUUGAUGUUUUUUUGUUAUUAAUUUGGAGGUUUUGGGUGAUAAUAGAAAUAUCAAAUUGAUGUGAUGAUUGUUUUAUUUAACUGUUUAUUUUCUUUUUGAGUUUUUGAUUCAUUUUUUUCUUCAUCAUUUCAAAUUUAAUCUGAAAGUUUCAAAUUAUCAGUAAUAGUGCUUUUGUUUAAAUUUUUUUUAGAUAUUCAAAGAAGUAUUCUGGAAUUUGAAAAUAACGGAAAUACCCUUGAAAUUGACAAAAAAAAAUUUCAUCUUCAUUCAAAUACUAAUAUAAAUACAAUUGUAAAAAGUAUUUUAUAAAAAUAUUAUGUCAUU
Messenger RNA from Lottia gigantea (owl limpet), 2210 nucleotides. RefSeq lists its product as hypothetical. NCBI's taxonomy places the organism in Eukaryota, Metazoa, Mollusca, Gastropoda, Lottiidae. Bases 389 to 1339 code for a protein of 316 amino acids. Gene Ontology annotation, molecular function: translation initiation factor activity; translation initiation factor binding; mRNA binding. Gene Ontology annotation, biological process: formation of cytoplasmic translation initiation complex; translational initiation; formation of translation preinitiation complex. Gene Ontology annotation, cellular component: eukaryotic translation initiation factor 2 complex. The transcript is spliced from 10 exons. The record is from RefSeq and is a predicted model, not a curated record.